GUUUGAACGCGUGGGACCGUUGGUGCGUGAGCCACUCUGGCAGCGCGAGACGCAGCGCGAGUCCCCCGCGAGACGGGGGUGUGGGGACUGUCUGGGGAGAGCGCGCGAGGUGCCAACCGCCCGGCGCUGGGGGAAGGGGGGCGCGAGGCACUCGCGAGCCCCAGAGCGCGCGUCGGCCCCCCACCCGCCGGCCGGGCCUUAUGGAGUCUCCCGGAAUGGCCGCGCGGCCCGGCUGUGUGCUGUAGAAGCGGGCGGGGAAGGAGGGGGCAGGCCGCCGCCGUCCCCUCCUCCUCAGGGAGGGAUUGAGCGAGCGUGCGUAUCCUGAGGCCUCUUUGUGGGCAGGGGUCCCUGCCUCUCUUUGCCGCGGUGGGGGCUGCCCCCGGAGUGCUUGCACCUCCUCCACCAUUGCCACCACCAAUACAGGGAUAUGCCUUUAAACCUCCUCCUCGACCCGAUUUUGGUACUUCUGGAAGAACAAUCAAACUACAGGCCAACUUCUUUGAAAUGGACAUUCCUAAAAUUGAUAUCUACCAUUAUGAAUUGGAUAUAAAGCCAGAGAAAUGCCCUAGAAGAGUUAACCGAGAAAUAGUUGAGCAUAUGGUCCAGCACUUUAAAACACAGAUCUUUGGGGAUCGUAAACCAGUAUUUGAUGGAAGAAAAAACCUAUAUACAGCUAUGCCACUUCCUAUUGGGAGGGAUAAACAGGUGGAGUUGGAGGUCACGCUUCCAGGAGAAGGGAAGGACAGAAUAUUUAAGGUGGCUAUAAAAUGGAUGUCCUGUGUGAGUCUGCAGGCUUUACAUGAUGCUCUUUCUGGUCGGCUGCCAAGUGUUCCUUUUGAAACUAUCCAGGCACUGGAUGUAGUGAUGAGGCAUUUGCCUUCCAUGAGGUAUACUCCUGUUGGCCGGUCUUUUUUUACUGCAUCUGAAGGAUGCUCAAACCCUCUGGGUGGUGGCCGAGAAGUUUGGUUUGGGUUCCAUCAAUCAGUCAGACCUUCACUCUGGAAAAUGAUGCUUAAUAUUGAUGUGUCUGCAACAGCAUUUUAUAAGGCACAGCCAGUAAUAGAGUUUGUUUGUGAAGUUUUGGAUUUCAAGAGUAUUGAAGAGCAACAGAAACCUCUCACAGAUUCCCAAAGGGUAAAGUUUACCAAAGAAAUAAAAGGUCUAAAGGUGGAGAUAACACACUGUGGGCAAAUGAAGAGAAAAUACCGAGUGUGCAAUGUCACCAGACGGCCAGCAAGUCACCAAACAUUCCCACUUCAGCAGGAGAGUGGACAAACAGUUGAAUGCACUGUAGCUCAAUAUUUUAAGGACAGGCACAAGUUGGUUCUACGCUAUCCUCAUCUUCCAUGUUUACAAGUUGGACAGGAGCAGAAACAUACAUACCUUCCUCUUGAGGUGUGCAACAUAGUGGCAGGACAGAGGUGUAUAAAGAAGCUGACUGACAAUCAAACUUCCACUAUGAUACGGGCAACUGCCAGAUCAGCACCUGACCGUCAAGAAGAGAUUAGCAAAUUGAUGCGAAGUGCAAGUUUUAAUACUGAUCCUUAUGUUCGUGAAUUUGGAAUAAUGGUCAAAGAUGAAAUGACUGAUGUGACUGGGAGAGUCCUACAACCUCCCUCAAUCCUGUAUGGAGGCAGAAAUAAAGCAAUUGCUACACCAGUUCAAGGGGUUUGGGAUAUGAGGAAUAAACAGUUUCACACUGGAAUUGAAAUUAAGGUCUGGGCAAUUGCCUGCUUUGCUCCCCAGCGACAGUGCACUGAAGUUCAUCUUAAGUCCUUCACAGAACAACUGAGGAAGAUAUCAAGAGAUGCAGGAAUGCCAAUCCAGGGGCAGCCAUGUUUCUGUAAAUAUGCCCAGGGUGCAGAUAGUGUGGAACCUAUGUUCAGACAUCUAAAGAACACCUAUGCUGGGCUACAGCUUGUGGUAGUCAUUCUGCCAGGGAAGACUCCAGUUUAUGCGGAAGUAAAGCGUGUUGGUGACACUGUGCUGGGGAUGGCUACACAGUGUGUUCAGAUGAAAAAUGUGCAAAGAACAACACCACAAACUCUGUCCAAUCUUUGUUUAAAGAUCAAUGUCAAAUUAGGAGGAGUAAAUAACAUUUUACUGCCACAAGGAAGGCCUCCGGUAUUUCAGCAGCCUGUCAUAUUCCUGGGUGCAGAUGUAACUCAUCCACCAGCUGGAGAUGGAAAAAAGCCUUCCAUUGCUGCAGUUGUAGGUAGCAUGGAUGCUCACCCUAAUCGAUACUGUGCCACUGUGCGUGUCCAGCAGCAUCGUCAAGAAAUCAUCCAAGACUUGGCUGCCAUGGUCAGGGAGCUGCUUAUUCAGUUCUACAAAUCAACCAGAUUUAAACCAACUCGCAUUAUUUUCUACCGAGAUGGUGUUUCUGAGGGGCAAUUUCAACAGGUUCUCCACCACGAAUUGCUGGCUAUCAGAGAAGCAUGCAUUAAACUAGAAAAGGACUACCAGCCUGGAAUUACAUUUAUUGUUGUGCAGAAAAGGCAUCACACCAGGCUCUUCUGUACAGACAAAAACGAACGGGUUGGAAAAAGUGGAAACAUUCCAGCAGGUACUACAGUGGACACAAAAAUCACCCAUCCAUCAGAGUUUGACUUUUACCUUUGUAGUCAUGCUGGUAUUCAGGGAACAAGCAGACCUUCUCAUUACCAUGUCCUCUGGGAUGACAAUCGUUUCUCUUCAGAUGAACUGCAAAUUCUUACCUACCAGCUGUGUCAUACAUAUGUACGCUGUACUCGUUCCGUCUCAAUCCCCGCACCAGCAUACUAUGCACACCUGGUUGCCUUCAGAGCCAGGUAUCAUCUGGUGGAUAAAGAACAUGAUAGUGCUGAAGGAAGCCACACUUCUGGUCAAAGUAAUGGCAGAGAUCAUCAAGCACUUGCUAAAGCAGUUCAAGUUCAUCAGGACACGUUACGUACCAUGUACUUUGCUUGACAUGUUUUAAUGUUUAGCGAUUCAGUAGAGUUGGAUUCACGUGAGACCAGCUGCACUUAGACCAACAGUUGCCCAAGCUACAGUGACAGCCAGCAAUGAGUGAUGCAUCUUUAUUUUAUUAGUUUUUUUCCAUUUGCAAGAAAGCCUUCCGUCCGGAAUUUCAGACUUGAUUAUGAACUGCAGACCCGUACAAAACCCCACAGUUGUUGGAAAUGUGGUUUGCCAAAAUCUCUAAGCUGCUUGUCAGAAAACAGACCCAUAUUUUGUAGUUAAAUCAAAAGCUAUGAUCUCAGGGCUAAAAACAAAACAAAACUUUUUCAUGUAGUUUGCUAUUCAAUUUAUUUGUGUGUUAAUAAUUUGGAAAUACCUUAUUCACGUCAAAUUUGACGGGCUCAGAUGCUGUGAGCUUGCUUUUAAAACAAAGAAAGAAAAGGAAAAGCACUACUUGGGUAUUUAUGAAGCCUUGAUCAUUCUGGAUGCAUUUACAAAAGUUUUAUUUUCAAAGUGCAAAAAGAUAAUAAUUCUGGUCCUCCACUGUCUUACAGGAUCAUUCUGUAUGUCUAAGAACAAAUGUAUUUCUGAAAUUUGUUCUUGAAUGUCUUUUAUUGUGCUGCAUUUAAAGAUGUUUUUCAUAGACGUAUGAAAUAAUUUCAGAAAAAAAUGAACUUGUAUCUGAACCUUUAAUAGGUCCAGUGAGAUUGGCAAAAAAAAAAAAAAAAAAAAAAGUGCCAUUUAAAUUUUUUUAAACUUUUUUUUUUUUAAAUCAUACUGACAGCUAAUCACAGAAUUUGUCCUAUAGGACUGUGACACUUACUUUCCAAAGUUUCUAAAGAAUACGGGUCUGUGGUGAUAAAUACAGUACAAUCCUUCACUGUUAUGUUUGAAUUUUUGUAAAUUUUAUAUGUUUCACAGUAUUAAUGUGAUAGACUAGAUGCUAUUAUUUAUUUUAUUUACUAAGGCGUGCUCAUCAUAUUUCUGUUAACAUAUCAAGAAAGCUUUGGAUUUUAGACAUUAAAACCUUAUCAUGGAAACAUUAUUAUUCAAAUGCAGGAAUAUGCAAUUGACUUGGAUAUGACAGAGGUCAGAGAUACAUACAGUGUAUAUUGUAUAGCUUGUAAUUUCUGGAAAGACUUUUUCAGCAUGCACACAACAUGCCAGGUUUCACCUGUGCAUUCAGAGACACAUACACCGUGAGACCAACAUUCUCCAUCCAUUCAAGCACAAAACAAUUCUUCUUUAUUUAUUUGUUGAUUAUUGGUGAAGCAGCAGUUCAAAUUGAGGAGAAUGGUUCACUCUAUAUAGUUUAGCUAGCCAAAUUUAAUAUAAUCUAUGCAGUAAAAAUAACUCUUAGGAAACUGUUGAAGUUUACUUGUGGAAGAAAGUGAAACUCUUUGUUAUACAUAAGAUCAAUAGUAUGAGUAAGAUUUUUGCCAUUCUCUUAGGAGAAGUAUUAAUUAAACUGAUAAUUAUUAGACAUAUAUGCUUCUGUUAGUUUGCACACUGGGUUCAUAUACAUCAUAAUACAUGUAUAAACCAUUGCACUAAUUGUGACACCAUAAACAAUUUUAGAAGAGGAUGUGGGGGAAAAAAACCCGAAAGUUGUUUAUGCUGACUUGAUUUUGUUUAAUGUUCUCAUAUGCUAAGUCAAGUACAUAUUAAGCAUGUAGAUUUUUUUAAGUUGCAUUCUCUUGCUCUGUUUCAUUCAGC
This is a messenger RNA of Mauremys mutica (yellowpond turtle), 4656 nucleotides long. RefSeq names its product argonaute RISC catalytic component 2 (gene AGO2). The coding region runs from base 505 to 2949 and encodes 814 amino acids. Gene Ontology annotation, biological process: regulation of DNA-templated transcription; regulatory ncRNA-mediated gene silencing. Lineage: Eukaryota; Metazoa; Chordata; Testudines; Geoemydidae. Gene Ontology annotation, cellular component: RISC complex. The record is from RefSeq and is a predicted model, not a curated record. The transcript is spliced from 19 exons. Gene Ontology annotation, molecular function: protein binding; RNA binding; endoribonuclease activity, cleaving siRNA-paired mRNA.